This is a messenger RNA of Lathyrus sativus (Indian pea), 987 nucleotides long. NCBI's taxonomy places the organism in Eukaryota, Viridiplantae, Streptophyta, Magnoliopsida, Fabales, Fabaceae. The record is from the annotation of a GenBank genome assembly.
AUGAUCAGAGAUGUAAACUUGCCUCCAAAGAGAAAGAACCAACCUAAGUUUAAAUUCAUAAAUGCUUUGAUAGGUGAGCCUAAUUUUAUGGGUGUGGUGAGUAGUAGAUGGAAUGUUGAGAUAGAGGGGAGACCAAUACAGAAACUGUGGAGUAAGUUGAAAAGGCUCCAACCAAUCUUUAGAGGAAUGGGCAGAAAGGUUAGUAGAAGUGCCCAAAAGAUCCAAGAGUACAAAGACAAGCUAGACCAUGUGCAACAGAAGCUGAAUAGUGAUAUGUUUAACCCUAAACUUAUUAAUGAAUUCAAGCAUUGGACCGAAGAGCUUCUCAAUAGCACUAAUAUGGAGGAAAAAUCUCUGAUGCAAAAUUACAAAGUCGAUUGGUUAAGGCUUGGAGAUGGCAAUAAUGCUUACUUCCAUGCCAUUAUGAAGGAGAAAAACAAACAAAAUGGAUUGCAUAGACUGGAAAAUAAUCAGGGUAAAAUUUUGGAUGAGUUUAAAGAUAUUGAACAGGAGAUUAUCCAAUUCUAUCAGAAGAUGAUUGGGACUAAUACUCAGACUCUCAUGCAUGUGGAUAUUAAAGACUUGAGAAGAGGGGCCCAAUUAGAAGAGAAUCAUAGAGAGAAACUUAUCCAACAAGUAUCUGAACAUGAAAUUUUGCAAUCCCUGAAAUUCAUAGGGGAGUCAAAAGCACCAGGUAUGGAUGGAUUCACUUCAAAAUUAUUCAAAGCAACUUGGAGUAUUAUAAAAAAAUAUCUAAUUAAAGUUGUGCUAGAUUUGUUUGAUGAUAAGUACAUGUAUGAUGCCGUCAACUACGCAAUUGUUACUCUUAUCCCAAAAUCUACUGAGGCAAAGAAAAUGAAGGAUAUGAGGCUCAUAGCUUCCUGCUCAACUGUGUAUAAAAUAAUCUCUAAGAUCCUCACAAACAGGUUAAGCAAAGUCAUCAAUUCAUCAAUCAACUUUCUUUCCUGGGAAAGUGAUUCAAGUUAG